This is a messenger RNA of Sphenostylis stenocarpa, 1257 nucleotides long. The record is from the annotation of a GenBank genome assembly. NCBI's taxonomy places the organism in Eukaryota, Viridiplantae, Streptophyta, Magnoliopsida, Fabales, Fabaceae.
AUGGAAGAAGACCAAGAGGCUCAGCAGCAAAGAGAAAAUCAAGGGUCUGUUCCUGGGGAAGGAGAAGGAUUAGAAGGUAAUGGAGGAGGCGUUAACAACAAAGAGAUUAGUCCUUUCACGUGCCAAAUGUGCAACAAAGGUUUCAGCUCAGGUAAAGCUCUUGGUGGGCACAUGAGAAUCCACAACAUCUCUGGAAAGCAGGUUCAUAAGGAGAAACAAGGCACUAGUGAUGUUGCAAAAUCCAAGACAACGAAAUGGGAUUUAGUGGAUGGCAACCCCACCUGUACCCUUUGUGGAAAGAGCUUCUCUUCCAUGAAGUCCUUGUUUGGGCACAUGAGGUCUCACACUGAGAAGCCGAAGAGGGGAAAUCAAAGCUACGCGCCGAUCAUUGGUGCAUCCGCCAAUUCCACUUCUUCCUCAACCCUUUCCGAUGAUUCGGCUGUUGAUCUCUCUCGAGCUCUCAGGGGUUGGUCUGUGACUGCCAAGAGAGGCCGCAAAAGCCCUUCUUGCAGCAAAUCAAAUUCUGGUUUGGAAGAUGAUGAUUAUGAGAUUGAGCCACGUAUGCAAGAGGCCGCGAAUCACCUCUUGUUGCUGGCCACUGGGCGUCCCAAGUGGGAGCAAGAGGUUGGUGCUGAUCAGAUUCAAGAACAGACAUUGAUCAAGAUGGGGUAUAAAGAGGAGUUGUUAAACCCAGUUUUGGGGAACUCUGAUGAAAUGAAGAUCAAGAAGAGAAAUAGAAAGAAAAUGAAAUUAACAGAAUUAGCAUCAGCUGAGGGGGGAAACAGGUUGGCUGCUAGAUGCAGAAAAUGCAACACAACCUUCAAAAGUCAUCAAGCUUUGGAGGGUCAUCUAUGCAGCCAUCAAAAUUCUAAGAAAAUUCAAUCCAAGUCAGAUGGUGUGUCAGCCACAAAAGUGGAGCGUCGUAUCAAACCAACCAUGCAAGGGGAGGAAACGGGAACUGCUCUCGAGGGUAGUGCUGUGGAAGCCAUGAGAGGGUCUGACUGUAAAGUUCUCAACGAGACUUUCUCAACUGGUCAAGCCUUUGGGGACCACAAGAGAUCUGACUGGACCAGCAUGGCAGAAGCUCGGUCAGCUCAAGCAACAUCAUCACACGUGGAAAAUGGUCAGAAUUGUUCCAAGGUUUUGUGUUUUGAUCUUAAUCAGAUUCCUGCUACGGAUGAGGAAGAGGGUGUUCAAUCAGACUUGUUUAUUCCUGCCAAUAUUAUGACAUCAUCCAGUUAUGAUUCCUCUUCCUAA